Gambusia affinis (western mosquitofish) is the source of this 1510-nucleotide messenger RNA. It is a transcript of the gene cers3a, whose product is annotated as ceramide synthase 3a. Gene Ontology annotation, molecular function: DNA binding; sphingosine N-acyltransferase activity. The transcript has 11 exons. Gene Ontology annotation, cellular component: membrane. The record is from RefSeq and is a predicted model, not a curated record. NCBI's taxonomy places the organism in Eukaryota, Metazoa, Chordata, Actinopteri, Cyprinodontiformes, Poeciliidae. Gene Ontology annotation, biological process: ceramide biosynthetic process. Bases 159 to 1382 code for a protein of 407 amino acids.
UAUCAUCUGCACCUGUUUCAGGUUACUUUCAACCCGGGCUUUGUCAGCAUUUGCCUUGUUUAUUUUGCCCGUCUGCUCUUUCUCUCUGUGGGUGAAUGAGUCUAUGACAGGGAGGGACGAUUGUUAAAAAAGGCGUGGAUUUUGAAACCAAGGGAACGAUGAAUAGAAAGGAGAUGUUGGACACUCUGUAUCAGUGGUUCUGGUGGGACAAACUGUGGCUGCCUGCUGAGCUGUCCUGGGCCGACUUGGAAGACAAGGACGGUCGAGUCUAUGCCAAAGCCUCACAUCUCUAUGUCACUGUCCCCUACGCCUUCAGCUUUUUACUGGUCAGAUACCUGUUUGAAAGGUGGAUAGCAACACCACUUGCAGUCUCUGCAGGAAUCAGACAUCGAGUCCAUCUGAAAGCAGAACACAACCCCAUCCUGGAGAACUACUACAGCACUCAUAGUAGAAAUCCACUUCAGGUUGAUAUUAAUGGCCUGUCUAAGAAAAGCAGUUUGCCUGUCAGGCAAAUUGAACGCUGGUUCAGGAGAAGACGGAGGCAGGACCACCCUGGAGUCCUAAAGAAAUUCAGAGAGGCCAGUUGGAGGUUUGUCUUUUACCUGUCUGCGUUUAUAGGAGGAAUCGCAGCACUUUAUGAUAAAGAGUGGCUGUAUGACUCUAGACAAGUAUGGUCAGGUUAUCCAAAGCAGUCCAUGCUGGAUUCUCAGUACUGGUAUUACAUCCUGGAGAUGAGCUUUUAUGGCUGUCUUCUCUGCAGCGUUGCUUUUGAUGUCAAGAGAAAGGACUUCAAGGAGCAGAUCAUCCACCAUUUGGCCACCCUGGUUCUUCUGUCAUUUUCCUGGUGUGCAAAUUUCAUCCGUGUAGGAACCCUGGUCAUGCUGGUCCAUGAUGCUUCUGAUAUUUUACUGGAGUCUGCCAAAUUAUUCAACUAUGCAAAAUGGGAGAAAACCAGCCAUGGUCUUUUUGUUGCGUUUGCCAUUGUGUUUAUGGUAACACGACUGAUCAUCUUUCCGUUUUGGUUGAUCCACUGUACCUGGGUCUACCCGGUUCAUCACUACCCAACCUUUUUUGGUUACUACUUCUUCAAUGUGAUGCUUCUGGUUCUUCUCUUCCUCCACAUAUUUUGGGCCUACCUCAUCUUCCGCAUGAUCAGGAAGUUUCUGUUUGGCACACUUACAAGAGAUGAGAGAAGUGACAAUGAGGAGGAGGAAGAACAAGAGAGCAGCUUAACAGAGGAUGGAGAUGUUCAACAACACAAGCCUUUCAAUGGACUGUCAAGAGAUGCAGCCAGUGAGAAGAAUGGAUGCUUCUGUUUGUCUCCGCCAGAGAAGACCUGUUUAUCAAGACUAUGUCAUGAACUGGCUCAGUGUAACCAGUAAACAUGGAGAUGUGACAAUAAGAGUAGAGCUGAUGGAAAAACAAAUCACAAUUGAUUGUAUGUUUGUCAUUUUUAUAGAUACUGAAGUAAAAUAAAAAAGCCUUACUUCUCAAGUGGCAUAAUGAGCAA